Perognathus longimembris pacificus (Pacific pocket mouse) is the source of this 1586-nucleotide messenger RNA. Its product is annotated as serine protease 27-like. Lineage: Eukaryota; Metazoa; Chordata; Mammalia; Rodentia; Heteromyidae. The record is from RefSeq and is a predicted model, not a curated record. Gene Ontology annotation, biological process: proteolysis. The transcript is spliced from 6 exons. The coding region runs from base 80 to 1051 and encodes 323 amino acids. Gene Ontology annotation, molecular function: serine-type endopeptidase activity.
ACUGCACUCCACACCAGGCCUGGGGACCUUGAGGAGUGCCUCACCACCUGCCACCGCACCCCACGCCAGGCCUGGUGACAUGAGGCGGCUGCACACCCCCGCGCUGUUGCUGCUGCUGUGGCUGAUGUUUGGGACUCAGGAGGCCAAGCCCUCAAGAGCCUGCGGACGCCCCAGGAAGCUCAGCCGAUUGGUGGGCGGGCAGGACGCCUUGGAGCGCGAGUGGCCGUGGCAAGUCAGCAUCCAGCGCAAUGGGAGCCACUUCUGCGGGGGGAGCCUCCUCACCGAGCGGUGGGUCCUCACUGCGGCCCACUGCUUCUCCAACACCUCAGAAACAUCCCUGUACAGAGUCCUGCUCGGGGCCCGCCAGCUGCUGCAGCCAGGGCCCCACGCCGUGUACGCCCGCGUGAAGCGAGUGGAGAGCAACCCCCUGUAUCGCGGCAUGGCCUCCAGUGCUGACGUGGCCCUGGUGGAGCUGGAGGUGCCCGUGACCUUCACCGACUACAUCCUCCCAGUGUGCGUGCCAGACCCAUCCAUCAGCUUCACGCCAGGCAUGAACUGCUGGGUCACCGGCUGGGGUAGCCCCAGUGAGCAAGACCGCCUGCCCAACCCACGGAUCCUGCAAAAACUCUCGGUGCCCAUCAUCGACACGCCCAAGUGCAACCUGCUCUACAGCAAAGGCACCGAGUCCGACUUCCAGCCCAAAGCCAUCAAGGAGGACAUGCUGUGCGCUGGCUUCGCUGAGGGCAAGAAGGACGCCUGCAAGGGCGACUCUGGAGGCCCCUUGGUAUGCCUCGUGGACCAGUCGUGGGUGCAGGCUGGUGUGAUCAGCUGGGGUGAGGGCUGUGCCCGCCGUAACCGCCCUGGUGUCUACAUCCGGCUGACUUCCCACCACAACUGGAUCCACCGGAUCAUCCCUGAGCUGCAGUUCCAGGGCCGGGCAGGCGGCCAGUGGCGUGACCCUCAGGGCCAGCGGCGCGUGGGGGAUGCAGCGCCCUGCCUGGCGGCUCCUGCGCUCCUGCUCAUCCUGGCGGCCAUGCUCUCAGUCCUCUGAGCCUGGCCCAGGAGGGCCGGUGGAGCCGCUUCCAGUGGACUUUUGUAAAUAGUUCUUUAUUGUCCCUUCAAAUACCCAGUUAUUUUUAUUUACAUUCAUCUCCAAUAAAAAGUGCCAGCUGUCCAAGUGGGGAUCACUGGGGGACUGGCGGAUGGUGGAGGAUUCCCAGUGCUCGGUCCCUGGCAGGGCUGGAAUGUCGCCAGGCCCCAGGGCGGAGGGGUUCCUCUGGCUCUUUCCCACCAUGUGUGCCAAGGGCUGCCCAGGGCUGGCACUGCACAGGAAGACGCAGGGAGAAAGUGCACCGCAGGCCGCAGGUACCCAGCAGGCAUGCCGAGGGCCAGUCUCCUCCCCCAGCCUGCUUCCACGCCCCACUCCACCUUUUCCAGCCAAGUCAGCACAACUUGGGGUGUGGGGCCCUGCGCCUCCUGUAACACCAAAGGCGUGGCCUCACAGUCCCAGGGCAACCUGUGGGCUUGGAGUCUGGAACAACCUGUGGAGAGGGAGGGGACUAGGGACUAGGCAGACACACAUAUGC